AUGGCUGAGUUUACAAGCUACAAAGACACUGCUUCCAGCCGCCACCUGCGGUUCAAGUUACAGAGUCUAAGCCGCCGCCUUGAUGAGUUGGAGGAAGCCACAAAAAACCUCCAGAAAGCAGAGGAUGAGCUCCUGGACCUCCAGGACAAGGUGAUUCAGGCGGAAGGCAGCAAUUCCAGCAUGUUAGCCGAGAUUGAAGUGCUGCGCCAGCGAGUGCUGAGGAUCGAAGGCAAAGAUGAGGAAAUCAAGAGAGCAGAGGACCUCUGUCAGCUGAUGAAGGAGAAGCUUGAAGAGGAGGAAAACCUCACCCGGGAGCUGAAAUCUGAGAUUGAGCGGCUUCAGAAACGGAUGGCGGAAUUGGAGAAGCUAGAGGAGGCCUUCAGCAGGAGUAAGAAUGACUGCACCCAGCUCUGUCUGAGCCUGAAUGAGGAGAGAAACCUGACGAAGAAGAUCUCCUCGGAGCUGGAAAUGCUCCGGGUCAAAGUGAAAGAACUGGAGUCUUCCGAGGACCGGCUGGAUAAGACCGAGCAGAGUUUAGUGUCCGAGUUAGAGAAGCUGAGGUCGCUCACUCUGAGCUUCGUAAGCGAGAGAAAAUACUUGAAUGAAAAGGAGAAAGAAAACGAGAAACUGAUAAAAGAGCUUACUCAGAAAUUAGAGCAGAACAAAAAAAUGAACCGGGAUUACGCCAGGAAUGCUUCUAAUCUUCUGGAAAGGAACGACCUGCGGAUUGAAGAUGGUAUCUCUUCCACACUGCCGUCCAAAGAAUCAAGAAGGAAGGGCGCUCUGGACUAUCUGAAGCAGGCAGAGAAUGAAACAAGAAACAAGUCAGAAAACGAAAAGAACCGAAAUCAGGAAGACAACAAAGUAAGAGACCUUAACCAAGAGAUUGAGAAACUUAAGACACAGAUCAAGCAUUUUGAAUCUUUGGAGGAAGAGCUUAAGAAAAUGAGGGCCAAAAAUAAUGAUCUUCAGGAUCAUUACCUAAGUGAACAAAAUAAAAACAAACUCUUAGCCAGCCAGCUGGAGGAGAUAAAGCUACAAAUCAAGAAACAGAAAGAAUUGGAGAACGGGGAGGUGGCAGGGGAAGACGCUUUCCUCUCCAGCAGAGGCAGGCAUGAGAGGACUAAGCUGAGAGGCCAUGGGAAUGAGGCGUCAGUGAAGCACACGGCCCGGGAACUGUCCCCUCAGCAUAAGCGGGAAAGGCACCGGAACAGGGGGUUGGCUCUCAGCAAUGAGAGCCCUCUGAACAACAGGCAGGUUUCCUCUCCCAGCGUUACCAGCAGCAGGGCAGCCAAAGCUUCCCACGCAGGGCCAGGUGCAGACAGUGGGGCUCAGGAGACGAGGAGAGCCGAAGAUCGAUUCACGUCUGGCUCCUCGCAGAGUGAAGGGAAGAAGUCCAGGGAGCAGCCGUCGGUGCUCAGCCGCUACCCACCAGCCGCUCAGGAGCACAAUAAGGUCUGGAAGGGCGCUCCCAAGCCAGGUACUGAGAGUGGGUUGAAGGGAAAAGUAGAGAAGGCAACGCGAACGUUUAGUGAUAACACCCAUGGAUCUGUUUCCAAUGACGUGCUGGGGAGAGGUGACAAGGCUUCUGACACCUCCACUGAGGCCCCCUUUGGCAAGAGGGGGCAUGUGCCUGGCAGUGGAAGUCAAACAACUCAGGCUGCAGAUGCUGGCAGCUCUAAAGCCAUUGGAGCCCUGGCCACAUCUCGACGAUCUUCCUCAGAAGGGCUCUCUAAGGGGAAAAAGGCCGCCAGUGGCCUGGAGGCUGACACCAGUUUCCCCAGUUCCAAGACUCCACCUCUAUCAAAGUAUCCGUAUAGCUCCAGGAGCCAAGAGAACAUCCUUCAGGGCUUUUCAACCCAAAAUAAAGAAGGAGUUGAACAACCUGUGGCAGUUGUGAUGGAAGACAGUAGUCAGCAUGAGGCCCUGAGGUGUCGAGUCGCCAAGUCCAGUAGCAGAGAGAAGCCGGACUCGGACGACGACAUGGACGUGGUGUCUCUUGUUACUGCCAAGUUGGUGAACACGACCAUCACUCCAGAGCCAGAACCCCCGCAGCAUCCCCACUCGAGAGAAAAGGCCAAAUCCCGGGGAGCGGUUAGAGCCUCCCUGUUUGAGAAUGAUAAAGACGUGGGAACAGAAAAUGAGUCUGGGAAAGCUGUCAGAGCCUCCGCCAAUGCCAUGGAGCUCCCAGAGGCCAACGGCCCCGGGGCAAAAAGCCAGCGGCCCUUCAGCCCCAGAGAGGCCUUGCGGUCUAGAGCCAUCAUCAAACCUGUCAUCAUUGAUAAGGAUGUGAAAAAAAUCAUGGGAGGAUCCGGAACCGAGGCCUCAUUGGAAAAACAGAAAUCUGCUUCCAGACCAGGGCCAAACAAAGUGACCAGCAGCAUAACUAUCUACCCCUCGGAUAGUGGCAGCCCGCGAGCUGCUCCAGGCGAGGCCCCGCGUGAGAGGCACACGUCCACCGGCAACAUCCAGGUCGGGCUGCCGGAGCCCGCCUCAGUGAGCAACCACGUCAGCGCCCCCUUUGAGCUCUCCAUUCACAAACACGACAUCACCCUGCAGUUCAGUGAAGCGGAGAGAACGGGAGAUGGGUCCCCGAAGAACAGGCCGGAAACGGUGGUCUCUCGGAGCAGCAUUAUAAUCAAGGCGUCGGACCCUGUGGAGAGGAGCAGCCAUGCGCCCACAGCAGAGACGAUCAGGUGGAAAAGCCAUAGUGCGCCUUCAGAAGCGGGCGCUUCGGAUGCCAGACACGUCACUGUGCGCAACGCCUGGAAGAGCAGGCGAGACGUGAACUCUUCAGAAGACUCCCCAGGUCGGGUAGGUAAACACGCGGAGUCUCCCAACCUCCACACCCAGAGAUCGUCCACAGACUGUUCAGACUUUGAACAGCCCGGCUCGUACCUUUCUGAGCAGGGCACUCGAAGGAGCGGAACCUCCGGGGACGCCCCCGAGCUCGCCUGCAGAAGGACCCAGAGCAGCCUCACCGUGUCGGAGGUGUUCACGCGGCGGAGUCGGGCAGGGGACGCCGUCCCAUCUGAGGCCUGGAACCACUCAGCAGGCACGGAGGAAGGGGACGACUGCACCCUCAGCGUCUACAGACGACUGCACAACUCCCUCGAGAGGUCUGAACUGUCCGUGAAGCAGGGGCCGCUGGAGCCCGGGCGCACGCGGGCUGAGGAGCGGUUGCGGCCCACCAGGCCCUGUGCCGAGGACAACUGA
Messenger RNA from Rangifer tarandus platyrhynchus (Svalbard reindeer), 3216 nucleotides. The record is from the annotation of a GenBank genome assembly. Lineage: Eukaryota; Metazoa; Chordata; Mammalia; Artiodactyla; Cervidae.